AUGGAAGAACCUCUUACGUCCAAUGUCAGGCCCGCAACAGACGCUGUGCUCACAGUGAGAAUCAUCAAGUCCUUUCCUUACAGAAACGUGAAGAACCACAUCAUGAAGCUGGUGAAUCUCAAAGAGACAACCCCAUCGCAGCUUUUGACCGAGGUGAUCAACAUUGUUAACACUACGGGUGCCCUCAGGCCUUAUAGAAACGUUGAGUACAACACUGUCAAGGUCUACACGCAUGCGCACAAGACGAAGCUGAUGAACUUGGUGAUCAACUUUGACAACGAUGAGGGAGACAUUCUUGUGUGCAAAGACAGUGGUAAUGCUGUCGACAAAGAGAAGCUGCUUUGGGAUUUGGGCGUUGAGAAUGAAACAGAGCUCAGUGUGUUCAACUAUAGCGACUAUGUUGCGUUCAAAGCUAAUCCUGAAGAAAAGUGGUAG
Molecule: messenger RNA, 435 nt
Organism: Candidozyma auris
Lineage: Eukaryota; Fungi; Ascomycota; Pichiomycetes; Serinales; Metschnikowiaceae
Exons: 1
Coding region: 1-435 (144 amino acids)
Source: RefSeq, a predicted model, not a curated record